Messenger RNA from Tarenaya hassleriana, 1389 nucleotides. RefSeq lists its product as uncharacterized. NCBI's taxonomy places the organism in Eukaryota, Viridiplantae, Streptophyta, Magnoliopsida, Brassicales, Cleomaceae. The transcript is spliced from 3 exons. The record is from RefSeq and is a predicted model, not a curated record. The coding region runs from base 202 to 1191 and encodes 329 amino acids.
UGGUUAUCUCUCGCGGGUGUUCAUCAUCGAACCUUGUCUUGGAUGAACGCUUUGCUUCCGACAAAAUUGUGAAUUAGACGACGAACGACGACGAGGAGAAGGGGAGACACACACAGAGAGAGAGAAUCUUGGUGUGUUUCUUGUGUAUGGAAUUAAAUACCAUAAAAUUCAGAUUUAUACGUAUGUUCAUCCUCUCCAAGCAUGGAACUGGCACAAGAACGGGAGCCCGUUAACCACAACACAACGCACUUAUCAUCGGCCUCCAAACAAGAUCAAGAACAAGAACGAGACGAUCAUAUUCCUUCAAUCUCCACCAAGAACCGAAACCAAUCGAUAUCUUCUUCUUCUUCAUCUUCAUCUCCAUCUUCUUCUUCGAUAGAGGACGGGUUUAAACCCGAGAAAUCAGACCAAUAUCACCUUUCAGACAGCGAAACUCCGAGUCCACAUUCAGACGCAAGACCUGUCACAGAACAAUGGCCGCAGACACAAGUAAUGGAAAGAUCCGAAGAAAACGCCACCAACCCUAACCCUAAUAAUAACCUAACUUACAAGCUUCCUUCUCACAUCUUCGCCAGAACAACCUCCUCAGCUCCCGUCGACUGGAGCACCCUUUCCAAUGAAUCCUUGUUCAGUAUCCAUAUGGGCAACACCAGCUUUGCCGGAGACUAUUUCAAAUCCGGCGAACUCACUUUCCCUCAGCCACCUCUGUCGCCGAUUCGGUUCAACAAUAACCAUGGCGUUUCUGAUGACGUGGCGACGACGGCAAUGCCAUUGGAUGCCAGCAAGAACGUGGCUGCUUCGGAGAAUAGAGCGUCCGACGUUUCAAGUAAGCCUGAAAAAAAGGCUGCUCCGAGUAUUACACAGGCAGUUCAGGCCAACGAAGCUGUGAAUAAGGAUGUUCGGAAGAUGGAUUGUUCGAUGUCUUGUCGCUCGGAUGAUUUCAGCGUCAGAUCUUUCGCCUUUCCUAUAUUGGGAAAUGUAGACAAAAGUGGACCGCUUCAGACGGGACAUUUCAGGAAGCCAGAGACUCCAAAGAUCUCUUCAGAAGCUCAAGCCGAUAUCGAGGAAUCAAAGCAAAAGCAAGAGGAGGCACAGAAAUCCCGAGCUUCUAAAACAGAACCCGAAAAAUCAGCAAACGUUAACAACAGAUGGCUCUCUUGCUUCCCUUGUUGCACAAUGUCUUGCCUCUGAAAAAAGAGACGAAAACAAAGAUUUUUGAUUUAAGACCUCUUGCUUCACUUUUAGUUCUUAUAAUGUGUAAGCUAUUGUUUAGAUGAUUAAUAGGUGAUGUCAUGCCGUCGUAUGUUGGAUAUUUUAGAGUAAAUGGUUAAUUGAAAUAAUAUCUCAAAAGUGUAUUCAUGUAAUCCCAAUUAAUCAGUAGGGAUGAAA